AGACUUCCCCGAUGACCAGCUCUCGUAAUGUUCUUGGUCUCUCCCUAAACAAAAAUUUUUUUUUACUAUUCAUCAAAAACAAAAUCAUAUCUUACGCUGCCUCGUUUCAGAUCUACCUAAAUAAUACAAAUAGCAAAUCCCCCUGUUAAAUCUUCUCUGUCACGCCAACCAGAAUAAUUCCCCUGAAAUUCAUUUCUUCAGAGAUAGAUUUAUCGAUUGGCGAAGAUUAGUGACUUUUAAUUAUGUGGAGUUCCAUUGAGACUUUGAAACAAAACCUAAACAAGAUUGCAUUGGAUGUGCACGACGAUGAUGAGGAAGGGCUUGAGAUCUAUGGCUCUAGCAAUGGCCACGAUUUGUCGGUCGCUGAUCGAAGAAAUUCUCACAGUUUCGCGCAUUCGAAGUCUGUUUCGCGGUCUCCCAUGGCUAAUGGGACGGACUUGCCAUAUAAUUCAGAGACUGAACAGUACAAAGCAGAAAUUAGAAGGCUUCAGGAAUCUGAAGCUGAAAUCAAAGCAUUAUCAAUUAAUUAUGCGGCUUUAUUGAAAGAAAAAGAGGAUCAAAUUUCCAGAUUGAACCAAGAAAAUGGCUCAUUGAAGCAGAAUUUGGAUGCAACAAAGGAUGCUCUCAGUGUUUCCAGAAGUGAGAAUUCAAGAGCAUCAACAAAUAGCGUCCAUGCACUCAAGGGAAGUGGUGAUCAGUCCCCCAACCAACAUCAUAAAUCUGUAACUCAAGUCAAAGCCCGUUCUGGUGGAAACCAAACACAGAAUGGAGUAGGUAAUGGAAUAUCACAUCCUGAUCAAGUUGAUGCUGUUUAUAAUAAGGUGGAACUCAAAUAUUCAAAUUUUCCAGGGAAGGAAAAGGAGCUUGCAGAUUUGCUGGAGGAGAAAAAUAGGUCCCUGGCAGCAUUGAAGGCCACCCAUGAGUCACAAAUAAAUCAGCUCAGACUGGAACUUGACAAGGAACGUGAUAAGUUAGCAAUUGUACAGAAAAAAUUACAAGAGGAACACAGGUUGAAUAAAUCUUUUCAAGAGGAGCUCAGGAUGCUACAACUGAAUGAAUCCAAAACUUCUUUGGAGAUGAGUAAAGUACAUAGUGAAUUGAAUGAGAAAAUAUCAGAGAUAAGGAGACUGCAAAUGGAGUUAAGUAGAAGGGAAGAUGAAGAUGCUGAUGACACUAUAAAGGAUUUGAAAAAAACAAUUGCCACUCUGGAGAAGGAGAAUACCAGCCUUAAGAUAGCAAAGAAUGAACUUGAGGCUGCCUUGGAAAUGAGGAAAAGUGCUUCUCCUGAUAGAAAUUUCCCAGAUGGGGGGAUAGGUUCAUCUGGAAGUUCUCAUGUUAAGGAAGAAAUGGGUUCCUUGUUGCAAAAAUUGGAGAAAGAUUUAAAGGAAACACGCAAUGAAAGGGAUAAAGCAUUGCAAGAAUUGACUCGUCUUAAGCAGCAUUUAUUAGAAAAGGAGUCUGAAGAAUCAGAGAAAAUGGACGAGGAUAGUAAAAUCAUUGAAGAACUUCGUGAGAGUAAUGAAUAUCAAAAGGCUCAAAUAUUACAUUUGGAGAAGGCUCUGAAGCAGGCAAUUGCCAAGCAGGAAGAAGUCCGGAUGAUUAACGACAAUGAAAUCCAGAGGUCAAGGGAAAUUAUUGAAGAUUUAAAUAAGAAACUUGCAAAAUGUAUAAGCACUAUUGAUUCCAAAAAUGUUGAGCUUUUAAAUCUUCAAACAGCUCUUGGUCAGUACUUUGCUGAAAUUGAAGCUAAGGAACAUUUGGAGCAAAAUUUGGCUUUGGCAAGAGAGGAAACAAUGAAGCUUUCUGAGCUUUUGAGAGAUGCGGAACAAGGAACAGAAGCAUUAAGGAGAGAAAAAGAAGAAAUCUUGACCAAUCUGUCACAUUCUGAAAGGAUGGUAGCAGAAGGGAAGAACAGAGUAAAUAAGCUUGAGGAGGAUAAUGGAAAACUACGUCGUGCUCUUGAACAGAGCAUGACCAGGCUUAAUAGAAUGUCAAUGGAUUCUGAUUAUCUAGUUGACAGGCGCAUUGUGAUCAAAUUAUUAAUAACCUACUUCCAGAGGAACCACAGCAAAGAGGUUCUGGAUCUCAUGGUCCGGAUGCUAGGGUUUUCUGAAGAAGACAAGCAGAGGAUAGGUGUUGCUCAACAAGGUGGCAGGGGUGUUGUUCGGGGAGUUUUGGGACUCCCUGGCCGCCUAGUUGGUGGAAUCUUGGGGGGAAGUUCAGCUGAUGCACAUGCAAAUGCAGCAUCUGAAAAACAGUCCUUUGCAGAUCUAUGGGUUGAUUUUCUUCUCAAGGAAACUGAAGAAAGGGAAAAGAGGGAAUCUGCAGAAGAUACAGGUAGACCAAAAGAAGAUUUCCAAGGAAGAAGUUCUAUGUCAGGGGUUGGUUCACCUCUGCCAGCGCCUUAUACAGCAGGUACUGCAUCUCUAGUCCCAAAUUUUCCUCCAACACAGAACUAUAAUUCCUUCCCCAUUCAAGGAAAUUUACGGCCAUUUGAACACUCUGAUACUGAGUUCUCAACAGUUCCUUUAACAUCCUCAGAUAGCACUUCCCGGUUUUCAAGAUUGAUGAAACACUGAAAAUAUGAUAAAUCGUGUAAUUAGUCAAAAGUAAAAGAUUUGUUCAUUGAUGUUGUAGUUUGCAGUUCUGUUCAAUCAAUUCUUUCAUGUGUUACGAUUUUUCUCAUAGUUUUCAUGUAAAACCUCUUGCUCAAUCAGUACUUUCAUGUUGAAAUGUGAAUUCCUUUUCCCUUCCCCUUUC
This is a messenger RNA of Jatropha curcas, 2760 nucleotides long. RefSeq names its product golgin Putative 4 (gene GC4). Gene Ontology annotation, biological process: Golgi organization; endoplasmic reticulum to Golgi vesicle-mediated transport. The record is from RefSeq and is a predicted model, not a curated record. Lineage: Eukaryota; Viridiplantae; Streptophyta; Magnoliopsida; Malpighiales; Euphorbiaceae. Gene Ontology annotation, cellular component: Golgi apparatus. Gene Ontology annotation, molecular function: small GTPase binding.